Ruditapes philippinarum (Manila clam) is the source of this 2792-nucleotide messenger RNA. RefSeq lists its product as uncharacterized. The record is from RefSeq and is a predicted model, not a curated record. The transcript is spliced from 4 exons. The coding region runs from base 127 to 840 and encodes 237 amino acids. NCBI's taxonomy places the organism in Eukaryota, Metazoa, Mollusca, Bivalvia, Venerida, Veneridae.
AAUUGGGGAGAUCUCUCAUGUACUAAAUGACAUCAAUUGAUUCAUAUAAAAGGUAGAUUAUGGCGAGAUUCAAACAAUAAAUUAUUUUGUCAGCUAGAAAGAACAUUGUGAUAAUUAGACAAAAAUAUGAAAAACAAUUUAGCAUCAAAAGUAUUUAAGAAAAUUUGUCACAUCUAUACUUGUAGACAAUUAACAGGACUAUUUCUAACUGUUAUGUUAGCAAUGUCAAAUGCAAAUCCUAUUUUGCAAGCAUCACUUCAACCUGAAAAACCAUGUAAUGUUCUUAAUAAAGGAGGAAAAUUUGUGAUUCAGCCAAAAGAUGUUACGAUGGAUGACCUUAUCAAACGAACAACAGGUGUCAAUGACACUGCUAAAAGGAUCAAAGACUUUAUAAAAACGGAAAUACAAGAAACAAAUUUACCAACAUUCAACUUCAUAUCAAAAGAAGAAUUUACAGUUACUGACAAAAAGAAAACAAAAGCAUCGACAAAUUUUAGUUUAGCUUUGAAAGACCACUACAAACUACUGUCGAAGCUUAUAAGUUACACAGAAUAUGCAAGAACUAGUGAUAGAAUAGGAAAGCAACACGAUAGACCGGAAACACUAAAAGGCAAGCUUCGUGCUCUUGAAGAUCAACUAUACCAGAUCAUGUGCGACAUCAAAAUAGCACUAAUAGGACAAAAUGAUACCGCAAAAUUAACUGUUUCUGAUGAACUAGUGUCGCCUAGAUUCAAAGCCCAUGCAGAAGCAGAAUACAACGAAACAAAGAGGGCAUAUUACCUUAUGAAUGAUUGUCAGGACAUUAUGGGGUUUUUAAAGCAAAUGUUCACUGUGAUGUAGAACUUGUAUACCUUUGUCGAUAUAUUGUACAGGUUUAAAUGCAAAUACGCAAAUAUUUCGCGGAAAAACGUGAUUUUAUCAUAUACUUUUGACAGAUUUUACACUGUGUGCGUGAGAACCAGAAAGAUAGACGCAUGCAUAGGCAAUACGAAAGAUAGUUACUAGUCGUGUUGCGACCGUCAACUUUAUUGAUGCAUGUUUUGAAAAACGUUAUUGUAUUCUCGCCCAACUCACGUUCUAGCUUUUGAAUUACAGAUGUUUUAAUUUGUAUAAGCGAGGGCGUUUAUAUCAUGAAAUGAAUGACUAAUUGUUUCAAUUUUACAAUGACUGUGAUAUAUACGUGCAAUAUAAUUUAAUUUAUAUAUAUUUAUUUCUAUUUAAACUUAAUUUAUUGAAUUGUUUUAAUAAGGUAUGAUACCGUCCAAAGGCAUUUAAAUAAUAAUUUUAAUGUAAUUAUUUAUUUAUUUUUUCCAAUAUUUAUUUCAUCUGAAUCACCUUUACUACUUUUAUCAUAAUUAGCAUCCAUCAUUUGCAAAGUAGAAUAUUUACUCAUACUAAUUACACUGACAUGCCUUCUUAUAUGACUCACACAUAUAUCUUAAUUAUCUAUGAUAUAAUUGACCUUUAUUAUGUCUUCGGGUGAUAUAUUGGUUACUUUCUGCAGCAGAUACUGUACUUUUAAUUUAAUAUUGACCCUAAUGAUUAGUUUUGCAAUUUGAGGACAUAUCAGGAUUUUGGAUGUUUAAUACCAUAUGCUAUCAUAAUAAAUUACGAAGCAAAUGGGAUACUAUAAUUAGCUCCACUUUGUGGCCAUGCCUUAAUAUAGAAAAGAAUGCAAAAUUAAAAUACGUAAUGCCCAAAAUAAAUUGUCAAUCAAAUUAAAUAUUCCGGCAUAAAGUUUUGACAAUUCUCGUAAAAUUUUGACAAAUGAAAUAAAAAAAGAUAUUUAAAAGAAUAUAAUAAAAUAAAAAUAUCUGACAUAAAAUUAAUUAACAAAUUCAAGAGAAAAAACGGAAAAGGCUAGGCACUAAUGAAGACGCUGAAUUUUGAAGUAACAAUACCUUUAUAGAAAUAAUAGUAAAGAUAGAACACCUUAUAGUUUUUCUACUUCCUUUACAAGAGUAAAUAGGUUUAGAUCUAGGUUGUAUCUUUGGUGAUUCAUGAUGACAAAUUCAGUUAGUGACAUAUGUUCGAAAUUCAUCAUUUUGUUACCAAGUCUCGUGUUUCCUUGUUCCCUUAUGUAAACUUUUUAACAAUUUCCUUUCAUCAUGUGAUGAAAUAAUGUAUGACUGAAGUCUCAUUUUCUAAACUUCUUUCUAGAUUCUAAUUGGUUAUGGUAAGGAUAUAGUUUUAAAAGGGAAAUCAUUUACAGAAGGAUGCAACACUUAAUUUAACAUAUUUAUAUAAUCACUGUCUCUUUCUAUUCAUAGCUUACUCGUGACCUUGUUGGAUCAUAAUUAUUAUGUUGAAUAGAUUGUUGUAGCAAUACAGUUGAUUUGUUAGCUUUGAAAUUCUUGGUCGAGUUGAUUUUACAUCGGUAAUUUAUCUUCAUUUUGUUAACAAUGAAACAAGAAAUUUGCAUAGAAAAUCGUUGGCCAUUAAAGUGUUUUGCCUAUUUAUCUAGAUUUAUGGCUCACGUUAUGUUCCCAUUCAACGUAAAAUAUCUAUUGUCUCAUUAAAUUAAUAUAUUUAUUACCAUAGAAACAGUAAUGCUCACUUUAUGUCAAAUUAUUUAUUGAACACAUUCAUUGGUUUAUUUGAUAUUUGUUUUGUUGUUAUUCACUCUGUUAUACAUUUAUAUUUUUGUCCAUUUUUGCGCCUAUUUAUUUUUCAUUUUCUUCCAUAAUCACUCCAUUUCAUAAUUGUCAUUAUUGCGUUAUUCCAAAGCUCACUGUUAAAUCCAUAUUGUUUGCAUUGCCAUUGCUUUAAUUUUUAUGAAAUAUAUGUCUAAA